UCAUAGAUGUGAAAUUACUUAAAAAUUCUUUGAGAUUUCCGGAUUCACAUCUACCUUUAAAUUGUGUUGAUUUUGGUUAUCAAUUUAAAGAACAAUCAAAAUUAAGUAUUGAAAAUGGAAAUAUAACAAAAGUUCAAUUAGAAAUAAUACGACAAAGGUCAUCUAAUUUUUUGUUCCGUUUAUGCCAUGAAAUGUGCAAUCGAUUACCAGAUAAUUUGCAAGUCAUUGAAAAAAUUAAAUACUUAUCUCCAGCUGAAUGUUUCAAUCAAUUUCCGAAAUUCUCUCAGCUUCCUAUUGAGUUAUCUGGAUGUAUAGAUAGAGAUGCUAUAGAAAGUCAGGGGAGACAACUUGGUUCUUUUAAUUUCAAUGAAUUAAUUACAGACACAUCUAUUAAUGAUAUAUCUAUUGCAAAGUUUUGGAUACAACUAAGCCAAAUAAUGACUGCACCUGGAGAGUAUCAAUUUAGGGAAUUGUGUCAAUUUGCAUUAAAAAUAAUGUCAUUACCAAUAUCCAAUGUUGUGGUUGAACGGGUUUUUAGUGUUAUGAACAUCACCAAAACGAAAAUUCGGAACAGAAUGGGACAGCAAAUGUUAGUGGCUUUAAUUCGUAUAAAAAUUCACAAUCAAGUAAAAAAAAUUUGUUGUACCUCAUUUACACCGACGGCUGAAAUGUUAAAGGCAUUCAAUACCAAAAUGUAUGACAGUGACAGCAGUGACAAUCUUCAGAUUGCCAACUUGCAUAAUGAAGAAAAUGAAAUGCUUAAAUUCAAUAGAAUUAUUAAGUGAAUGUAUUUUUUGACAAGUAACAACAAUUACAUUUUAAUGAAGAAAAUGAACUGUUUAAUACAAUAUAAAUUAAAAUUAUUAAGUGAAUGUAUUUUUUGACAAGUAACAAUAAUUAUAUUUUAGUUAUAACAAUAUAUCUUAAUGAAGAAAAUGAAAUGUUUAAUACAAUAGAAAUUAGAAUUAUGAAGUGAAAGUAUUUUUGACAAGUAACAACAAUUAUAUUUUAGUUAUAACAAUAUAUCUUAAUGGAGAAAAUGAAAUGUUUGAUGCUUUUAGAAAUAUGAUAACGGCGAUUUGGGCGAUUUAGUAAAAUUAAAAGGGUAAGGCGAUUUGGGCGAUAUUGGCGCUCUGUAGUGGCGACGAUGCGACGAAGGUUCCUGGCAACCCUGGUGUGUGUUCGGUUUGAUCAGGUGAUUCACACAAAUGCCCGUAAAACCAAACAAUGUUCACCUUCGGUGAUCUAAGUUAGCUUAUAGUACGCAGAUUCACAGUGAGCAUUUUUGGUAAAUGUUCAAACAGAUAAAUCGGGAAAUAGCAAUAAUUAAACGUAAAAUAGAGGAUAAUAUGGAAAAAAAUGAAUUAUCAUCAAUCGUAACAUCGCGUGAUGUUAAUUGGUGGGUAUAUGGUAUAUUCAGCCCUGGAGAAUUAUUUUGGUAACGGAAAGUCAAAUCCAAAUAUUCGAUUCAAGGAGGUUUUAAUUGGAUGGAUGAAGGAGUCAAUCAAGAACACAAUAAUAAUAAGACGGUGCAACAUAUACAUAAUAUAUAUAAUAGCACGGUCACGGUACAUUACUAUCAUUAUUAUUGUAAUAAUGAUUGUGUAUUGUGACCGUGCUAUUAUAUAUAUGAUGUAUUUCUCGCACAGUCUUAUUAAUAUUAUGUUCCUGGUGGACAGUUACAUCCGUCCAGUUAGAACCACUAGCUUGAAUUGAAUUAGGAUUUGACUUGCCCUUCCCAAAAUAAUUCUCUAGUGCUGAGUAUACCGUUGAAUAAC
Molecule: messenger RNA, 1778 nt
Organism: Acyrthosiphon pisum (pea aphid)
Lineage: Eukaryota; Metazoa; Arthropoda; Insecta; Hemiptera; Aphididae
Exons: 2
Coding region: 192-785 (197 amino acids)
Molecular function (GO): protein dimerization activity
Source: RefSeq, a predicted model, not a curated record